Messenger RNA from Peromyscus eremicus (cactus mouse), 1697 nucleotides. It is a transcript of the gene Mok, whose product is annotated as MOK protein kinase. The record is from RefSeq and is a predicted model, not a curated record. The transcript is spliced from 12 exons. Gene Ontology annotation, cellular component: cytoplasm; nucleus. Gene Ontology annotation, biological process: intracellular signal transduction; protein phosphorylation. Gene Ontology annotation, molecular function: ATP binding; protein serine/threonine kinase activity. The coding region runs from base 193 to 1452 and encodes 419 amino acids. NCBI's taxonomy places the organism in Eukaryota, Metazoa, Chordata, Mammalia, Rodentia, Cricetidae.
AGAGACUGACGGUUGCUAGGGCGACAGAAAUACAAUAUGGCGGCCGGGUCCUAACGCUCUCCAGGCAGAGACCACCGGGAAGGUCCACGAGCCGGAAGCCGCCUCAGGAAAGCCGAAGGCCGGUACCACGGUCUCCUCGUUUCCUUUCGGCCCGGGGCAGACCAGGGGCUGUCGCCGUCGUCCACGUUCAGGAUGAAGAACUACAAGGCAAUUGGCAAGAUAGGAGAGGGAACGUUUUCUGAAGUUAUGAAGAUGCAAAGCCUGAGAGAUGGGAACUACUAUGCAUGUAAACAGAUGAAGCAGCACUUUGAAAGUAUUGAGCAAGUGAACAAUCUGCGAGAGAUACAAGCACUGAGGCGCCUGAAUCCACACCCAAACAUUCUCACCUUGCAUGAAGUGGUUUUUGACAGAAAAUCUGGUUCUCUUGCACUAAUAUGUGAACUUAUGGACAUGAAUAUUUAUGAGCUAAUACGAGGAAGAAGACAUCCACUAUCAGAGAAAAAGAUCAUGCAUUACAUGUACCAGUUAUGCAAGUCACUGGACCACAUGCACAGAAACGGGAUAUUUCACAGAGAUGUAAAACCAGAAAAUAUACUAGUAAAGCAGGAUGUCCUGAAACUAGGGGACUUUGGGUCGUGCCGGAGUGUCUAUUCCACGCAGCCCUACACAGAGUACAUCUCUACCCGGUGGUACCGGGCCCCAGAGUGUCUUCUCACCGAUGGGUUCUACACAUACAAGAUGGACCUGUGGAGCGCUGGCUGUGUGUUCUACGAGAUUGCCAGCCUGCAGCCCCUCUUCCCUGGUGUGAACGAACUGGACCAGAUCUCAAAAAUCCAUGACGUCAUUGGCACACCUUGUCAGAAGACCCUCACCAAGUUCAAACAGUCGAGAGCUAUGAGUUUUGAUUUUCCUUUUAAAAAGGGAUCAGGAAUACCUCUACUGACAACCAAUUUGUCCCCGCAAUGCCUCUCCCUCCUGCAUGCAAUGGUGGCCUAUGACCCUGAUGAACGAAUUGCAGCUCACCAGGCCCUUCAGCACCCCUAUUUCCAGGUGCAGAGGGCAGCUGAGACACAGACCCUGGCCAAACACAGAAGAGCUUUCUUCCCCAAGUACCCCAUGGUGCCAGAGUCAUCCAGGAAUAACUGGUCAUUCUCAAAGGAGGGCAGAAAGCAGCAGCCCCCGAGGCAAGAGGAGGGCCAUGCCAGAAGACAAGGGCCAGCCAGCUUGAUGGAGCUGCCCAAACUGAGACUGUCCGGAGUAACCAGACUGUCGUCAUGUUCCAGCCCUGCACUGCGGUCAGUGCUGGGCCCUGGAGCGAACGGAAGAGUCCCUGUGUUGAGACCCUUGAAGUGUGCUGGUGUGAACAAGAAGACAGACACGCAGAAGGCCAUCAAACCUCACCUGAAACAGUGUCACCUGCCCACGAUCAACAGGAAAGGGGGCGAAUACUGAACAGCAUGCCACCUGGUCACCCUCUUGGAGAGCAAGGGCAGGCGCCAUGGGCAGGCUUAGGCCUCUGCAGCUGAGAAUGGAUGGGCCAGAGGAUGCCCUGUGUGCUGGUGGUCCUCAUGAUGCUUGGUGGCCCAGGACAUGCUGCCUAACAGCCCGUCUGUACCCACGGCCUGAAGCCUCGUGUUUGUAACCCCAAAGCAGCUGUACCAAAUGUUCCAGUUUAAUAUAUUUGUAAAACCACCUCA